Molecule: messenger RNA, 1509 nt
Organism: Hydractinia symbiolongicarpus
Lineage: Eukaryota; Metazoa; Cnidaria; Hydrozoa; Anthoathecata; Hydractiniidae
Product: coadhesin-like
Exons: 12
Coding region: 1-1509 (502 amino acids)
Cellular component (GO): membrane
Source: RefSeq, a predicted model, not a curated record
AUGUUCUCAACCUCGCUGUCAGGGCUCUUUGACUCUCACCGGCGCUUAUUGACAGGAUGUUCAGCGGGGGAAUCCUCUUCAGGAGAACGAUUUACAGAGUGGAGCUUAUGGUCUGAUUGUUCGAUAACAUGUGGUUUGGGAACCGCCUCUCGUUCUAGAGAAUGUCAGCUUGAUAAUGGAGGUUUUUGUAAUGGAACUACCGUCGAAACGAAAGUCUGUUUUAAAACUGCAUGCGCAAUUCCUCCAAUCUGGACCACGUGGAGUGCAUGGACGGAAUGUUCAGGGACAUGCGGAAGUGGGAACAGGACACGGCAGAGAACUUGUACAAAUUCUUUUUCGUGUCCUCGAAGUAUGGAGGUAGAAGAUUGUUUCAGUGGAUGUAGAUUACCUAUGUGUCCAGCAAAAGGAGAUGACUUUGACUGCAAUUUCGAAACACAGUGUUGGUUAGCUGAUGAAAGUAAGCGAUGGGUAAUUGGUAAAAACACUCCUUCUGAGAAUACUGGACCAGAUGUUGACCAUACCUUUUUAAACGGAUGUGGUCAUUUUGCUUACUUCGAAGCAAGUUGUUCAAAAAAAGGUGAUACGGGAUCUCUAUCAACGUCCAUAAAGAUUGCAACGAUUUCACAAUAUUGCUUCAGUUUUUGGGUUUCAAUGUAUUCAGUUUAUCCAAAGCAAAUGGGUGUUCUGAAUUUAUAUUUUAUACAAAGCCAAAACACGCCAACUCAACUUUGGUCUGCUCAUACUAUUUUAACAAAUUCUUCAUAUACUUGGAAGAGAAUAUCAAUCUCUCUUAAUGUCACUAUUGGAGAAGGUUUUUAUGUAAGAAGAAUUACAUAUCUACAUACCAAUACGAUGAUAUUUGAAGCAAUACGAGGAUUUGGGUUUAACUCUGACAUGGCUAUUGAUGAUGGUAAAUUAACUGAAGGGGAAUGCAAAGGUCAAGUUGAUGGGCAUUGGGGAAUCUGGCAGCAAUGGACACCAUGUGUUGUCACAUGUGGAAGUGGCGUCCAAAGAAGAAACAGAACAUGCACGUCUCCUGCACCUGCUAACGAUGGACUAAAUUGCGUUGGUCCUGCAACAGUGACAAGAAGUUGCCAACUCAAAAAAGAGUGCCCAGUUAAUGGAGGCUGGUGUGACUGGUCAACUUGGUCAAGCUGUUCGACUACUUGUGACAACAGCACAAGGUAUCGUAUGCGAGAAUGUGCCGAACCAGCCCCGAUGCAUGGAGGAUCACAAUGUGUUAAGGUUAAUGGUACCAAUGGCCUAGAGGAACUCCAAGUGGAAAGUUGCUAUAACGAACCAUGUUUUCGUCUUGGCGGAUGGAGUGAAUGGGCGAAUGUAACUGAAUGUUCCGUCACUUGUGGAUCAGGAACAGUUACAAGAAAAAGAAAAUGUUAUAAUCCAACACCCCUAGGAGAAGCAAGCUCAUGUAUUAAUUCUAAGAACGUCCCAUCUCUGGAAGAAAUCAAUGCGUUAGAUUGUUAUAACUCCUGCCCAGAAAGAGGAUGA